Messenger RNA from Sciurus carolinensis (gray squirrel), 3598 nucleotides. RefSeq names its product potassium calcium-activated channel subfamily M regulatory beta subunit 1 (gene Kcnmb1). Gene Ontology annotation, cellular component: membrane; voltage-gated potassium channel complex. The record is from RefSeq and is a predicted model, not a curated record. The transcript has 4 exons. The coding region runs from base 315 to 890 and encodes 191 amino acids. NCBI's taxonomy places the organism in Eukaryota, Metazoa, Chordata, Mammalia, Rodentia, Sciuridae. Gene Ontology annotation, biological process: potassium ion transport; detection of calcium ion. Gene Ontology annotation, molecular function: potassium channel regulator activity; calcium-activated potassium channel activity.
CCAAAGUUAUUUGUCAGCUCUCAAACCUGAGAAGUUCUUCUUGGAGUCUAACUGCCAUCCCUCCUGUUAUAAAGGAAACCCAUCUCGUCCUGAGCAGGCCCUCGGGAGCCCACCAUCCCCAUCCUUCCUCUGCCUGAGGUUCUCAGAGGCAUUGAACCCAAUUCUCAUCCAAGACUCCCGCCUAAGUAGAAUCCCAGAAUGGAUCUGAUGCAGGAAUCCCAGCAGGGCAGCUGCCAGGCCCCGGGAGACAGGGCAGUCUCCUUUCCUGCCCUCCUGCGUUCCCAGAAGAGAAAUGACAGCUGCCCCCGCUGGACAUGGGGAAGAAGCUGGUGAUGGCCCAGAAGCGGGGAGAGACCCGGGCCCUCUGCCUGGGCGUGGCCAUGGUGGUGUGCGCUGUGAUCACCUACUACAUCCUGGGCACCACCGUGCUGCCCCUCUAUCAGAAGAGUGUGUGGACCCAGGAAUCCACCUGCCACCUGAUUGAGACCAACAUCAGGGACCAGGAGGAGCUGGAGGGCAAGAAGGUGCCCCAGUACCCAUGCCUGUGGGUCAACGUCUCAGCCGUGGGCAGGUGGGCAGUGCUGUACCACACGGAGGACACUCGGCACCAGAACCAGCAGUGCUCCUACAUCCCCGGCAGCCUGGACAACUACCGGGUGGCCCGAGCCGACGUGGAGAUGGUCAGAGCCAGAUUCCACCAGCGCCGGGUCUUCUACUGCUUCUCGAGCAGCCGGGAGAAUGAGACGAGCGUGCUGUACCGGCGGCUCUACGGGCCCCAGGCCCUCCUCUUCUCCCUCUUCUGGCCCACCUUCCUGCUGACCGGCGGCCUCCUCGUCAUCGCCAUGGUGAAGCUCAACCGGUCCCUGUCCAUCCUGGCAGCCCAGAGGUAGACGGGCCCAGGCCACGCGGUCCCGCAGGCCACAGGGGAUGGUGGCCCCCAGGGCUGACCACCUGGCACGCCAUCCCUCCUGCCCUCUCCCCAGCCCCCCGCCCCCCCCUUCCAUGCUGGUGGACCUGGGGAGAGUCCUCUGCUAAGCCACCUCUCAACAAUGUGCCAUGACCCCUGGUGCCUCCGAGGACUGAGGCCAGCCAGCUCUCCGCUCUGGCCUGCUCAGCGGCCCACACCUGUUUCCUGCUGUGUCACUGUAUACCAAGUGACAGACGGGUCACCUCUGUGCCUAGGCUCUCGGGGCCAGCUCAGCGGCCUGCCUAUCUCCCCAGGAAGUGCGUGGCAAACCUCAGGUCCUUCUGCGAAUUCCGUGAACAGUAGCUGCCCCAAGCAGAGGGCGCGUUUAGUAGAUGGCUGUUUCUCUUUUAGGAGGCAAGCCUCAUACGCAUUUUCCCCCCAAUACUUAAAAAUACUGUUGUCCCUAGAUAUCCAUGGGGGGUCAGGUCGGGGACCCCCUCAGAUGCCAGAAUCUGCAGAUGCCCAAGUCCCCUGUGGAACACAGGGUCGUCUGGCCAAGCCCUGGUGCCCUCCCCCGAGGGUCUUGAGCCACCUGUGAUGACUCAGUCCCCAAGACAGCAGCAGGCUGUGUAAACAGCUGGAGUCCUGCAUUGUUUAGGGGAUAAUGACAAGAAGCAGUCUAGGCUCAGAAGAGAUGCAAUUUUUUCUCCCAAUAUUUUCAAUCUGCAGCUGAUGGAGUCCACUGAGGUGGAACCCUCGGCUGCGGAGGGCCGAUGUGCCCGCACAAUCACAAAGGCUCCCAGGAAAUAAACAGCAAAGAACAGACGGCGGUGCGGUGGUCCUGGAUUUGAUCUUCCUUGUCCCCCUUUGUGUUGGGGGGCUUUUCUCAAGAGUGCACCCAGUAAGGUCGGGUGCUGGGUGGUUUGUUUCAGUCACAAAAGCAACAGUCGGAGGUUCUGGGAACCGUCCGGAGGGGAGGGCCCUCACCCCAGAUGGCGGGCAGGUGGGCGGAGGCCUCUGGCUCCUGAGGACACACGAGGGUGAGAGCCCCCAGGAGGAGAGGGCACGGGGGUGGGCCUGGUCCACUCCCCAGGUACGGCCUCCUCAGGCCCUGAGCCUCAGAUGUGGAAGGGGCACGGUGGCAGGGCACAACCAUGGCCACUGCCCUUCUGCUGGGGUUUAAAUACAGCCCCAGACACCUUGGAAACUGGCUUCCCAAACGUGCAUGCUGAGGAACCCAGCCUUCACUGAAGGGGGCCUCUGGGAGCUCGUCAGAGUUAGACGAGGUCUCGGGGGUGGGCCCCCUCGGUGGCAUCAGCGGCCUUAAAGCAGAGGAGAGACCUGAGCAGGUGCUUGCUGGGCCUUACCUGGCACUGCCCCCACUGCAUCACCAUGCAGCAGCAGGCACCCCCAGAUGCCUGGCAGGUGAGGGCACCAUGCUCCUGGGCUGCCCAGUCCCAGAACCAAAAGAAAGAAAUUUCUUUCCUUUAUAAAUGACCUCACCUCAGGUUAUCAGGUAUGGCAACAGAAAACAGACUAAGACACAUGCCAAGACGUCUGCUGAGCGCAGAGACUCAAAAGGUGUGCUCCCCAGACCGGCCGCCUCAGGACGGGGAGACGCCAAGACAUCACAUGCUCAGGCCACAACCCUGCAGCCAGAAGCCUGCGGGAGGGCUCAGGCCUCUGUGUUUCAACAAUGGCUGGGGGGACCUGAUGGCCCAGCUCCUGCAGCAGGGACAAGUGCUCUGUCACCAGGCUCUCCAAGGCCAGCGACCGUUUCACAGGCAGGUCCUGCGCUGGGUGGAGAGGAAGACUGGAGCUGGUCCUCGGGUCUGGUCCCGUCUGUACCCGGCCACAUUUCCCCUCUCUGAUUCUUGGUUUUUUUCUCCAUUUAUAAAAAAUGGUUUCUUUCUGGGGAGUUGGGAGGGCUGAAUGAAGGGUUGGCACCUGGUAAGGGGCCAAAAUGGUCCCAACAGUUAAUAGCAAAAGUCAUGAAUGGCCUGAGACUUCCAGAAGACGUGGUCCACCAACACCAGCCGUCAUGGCGGCACCGUCUGCCUGGUUUACCUUGGACUGAAGUCUCCAAAACUGAGCUGCAAUGACACUCUUCCUUAGAUGCCUACACCUCAGGCGUUUGUCACAGCAGCGGAGAACUGACUAACACAGGGUGGCCCUGUGUGGCAGCCUGACGCGACCUGGCCACGCCGUGCCCCGGCCUGCCCUCCCCUCACUGUGAGGCACCCAUCAGCCUAGACCCUCAGAAGCGGGCGCGGACUGUGGGAUAAAGGUUCUGAGAGAAAGGCCACGUCCAGGGAACUCUCGUGACAGCCUAUUGUCGUAAUUGUUGUUUUAUUAGCUAUUAUUGUCACUCGCUCACUGAGACUACUUUGUAAAUUCCGCCUUAUCCUAGGUAUAUAUGUAUGUGUGAUGGGGUUUGAUGUUAAAUGUCCCUCAUUUAAAUCUCUCCUAAAAGCUCCUGGGUCCAAGGCUUGGUCCCAGCUGGUGGCCCUGUGGGUGGGGUGGAAACUCGAGGGGUGGAGCCUAAUGGGAGAAGGUAGGUCACUGAGGUCGUGCUCUUGAAGUGGGUGUUGGAACCUGUCGGGGUCUUAAGCCCCCUUACUCUUCUGGAUCAGCGACAAGGGAAGGGGACGCUCCCCAACAAGGCCAGACCAGGAAAGGUAGGGCCGACUG